UUACGCAAAUAGAAGGAGGACGCAGCGCUGUCUUCGCCGCUUUGGCGCCUUUCUCGCAAACACAACUAAACGUACUUUUUGUACUUGAUUUGUAAGAUCGAAACUGGUAGAUAUGGAACACAGGAGACGGCGAUACCGAUGAACGCUAAAAAAUAAGGAAAAACAUACGUGAGGCGACCUUAAUGUCGAAGUCGGUUAUCUUGCGCUUCGUGUUUAAGAGUUUACACGACCUCGGCUGCUCCACCAUGUGUCUCGGCGACCGGUCGUCGAAAUCGCGCGUAAAAGUGUGGUUAUGAUCGCUCCUGGGACUGAAGAUAACAUCACCUGAGCGCGCGGCACGCGUUGCACCGGUCUGCGUCCGCAGGAAAAAUGGCGGCGCUUUGAUUAGCGAUUUGAAACCCUUAUUACGGAGGAUUUCCCGCUAUUAAAACCCCGCGAUGGACAUCUCGAGUAUGCUCGAGGUGGAGGUUAAGGAGGUGAAGGAAGCCGAGAGCAAGGAGAACGUGACACCCCAGCUUCCAAGAUUAAUAUACAUCCCGUCCUCGGUAACACAGGAGGAGAGCGAUUUCUACAGGGUUAUGUUUGGCACCGACAUAGCCUCGGUUCGCUUUCGUAGACUUCAUUGUACAGCCUGCGACGUGCACAUAGGCUCUGCUCCCUCUCAGGCUCAUAAUAUGUUUGAGCACCCGAUCUUGCGUACAUUGCUGUGUGCGCAAUGUCGAGAUUUCUAUGGAGAUGGAACCUUUGAGCAAGGGGAUGAUGCUACAGACAUGUUCUGUAGAUGGUGUGCUAAUGGAGGGAACUUAUAUUGUUGUUCCUUCUGUAGUAAUACUUUUUGUUACAAAUGUAUAAGAAGAAACUUUGAUAGCAUAGUAAGGAAACGAAUUGCAGCAGUCGAGAAGUGGAAAUGCUUCGUCUGUGACCCCAGAGACUUGUACUCAGCCCGAGCUAUCUGUUGGGCUUUGUUACAACAUGUCCAAACCGUGACGAGAAUUCUGCAAAACGACAGAAAAAUGACAGCUGACGAAAUUGAGCAGAAGAUGAAUCUAGACGAAUCGCAGUGCUGUCCUCGAAAGCGAAAACGCAAGCGACGGCGGACGGGUUCUAAUUCCGAGGAAGAUGAUAAAACAUAUGUACCCGGAUUAGAAGAUGGACCUCUGAAGCGAAAAUACAGACGAAAAAACACUACUACUAAUGGUGCAGUGAAUCAUACUCGUCCUCAGUCUGCUUUAUCCGUUAGAUCUUCAAAUUCCCUGUGGUCUUCGGAUUCCUUCCGGUCUACGGAUUCCUUUCGCUCUCCAAAUGCAUCGACCGAAAGAAGAGUACCUGAAGAGGACUAUAAUCUACCCUUGCUGUCGGCCAUUCCAUGCGAGCAGACAAUGAUCGAAGGGGAGUCGGAAGAUCUUACGACGGAUACACCUGCUACGAUGCCACAUUCUAUCUCAGAAGUCGAAAAAACCCCUCCAGCAAAACUAGACAAACUGCCAACAAUUAGUGCAGUUCCAACGGUUAACCUACUACAGACACCAUACAGGGCACAGCUUUCUCAGGCUCGGAGAAUUAAGACUAUCCUCCCUACUUCGCCUGCAGGAGCAUCAAUGGUGAGUCGUCCUGUAACUUCUGACUUAUCUUCUGACUUCAGCCCGAUCCCUGUAACGCGUCAGCAGGCUUGUCGAAACUCCUUAAUAUCGCCGGCGCGAAAUACAACUCAGAAACGAGCUCGGGUCUUGCUUCCGAAGUCUAAGAACACAUCGAGUAGCACUCCUAACGCUAGCAGUGUCAUUGAGAUCGAGAUAGCCAGUGACUCCGAUGAAGAUGUCUCGAUGGUUCCCGAGAUCACCAGUAAAGAACCUGUGCAGGCUGCGCAGACUGCUCAAAGUUCUACCACUGCAGACACCUCCAAGAACAUCUCUAAUGAUGCUACCAACAGCGUCAGCAGCCCUGCCAACAAUGCUGCAAACAAUGUUCCAAAUAAUGUUGUGAGUGACACAGCUAAUAGUACUGCCAAUACCAAUGCCAAGAACAAGCGAACCCCUUCGGACAGUGGUAUAGUAUGGGAUAUAGUGAAACAAUCGCUUAUAAAGAUUCCUACAGAGUCAUCGGAGAAAGCGUUCAAUCAAUCAUUGUUCAAGCAGAACCGCGAGAUCGAUCUGAUAAUCGUCGAGCUGAAGAACAAGCUUAACAAAAUACUCACUACUAAGAGGGGUGAGGUUGACGAGAGCACUUUGAGUACAGGACGGGCCAAGACCAGAUGCAUCCAUCGUGCCAUCAACAGAGCUAUUUCGCGACUUGCAUACGUUAAUAACGAGAUGAUAAAAAAGUACGACGAUCUGAAAAGAUCUGAGACUAAUCAGAAAUUAAAGAAUGCUAAACAAUCUGAUUCCAAUGUCACGGAGAAGACAAACAAGAAUGACGAUGAGGUGCAAUUGACCCUGGACAUGACCUGCGUCAGAGAUUCUGACACCGAAGGGCAAUGCGAAGAGAGUGACGAAGAGACAGACAUGACGAUUAAUGACUUCGAGGAGAUAAUUAGACCGUUUGCUGAAAAGGACACCAUAGAGCGAAGCGUUAAUACAGAGCCUGCAAAAGUGAUGGAUAAGUCUACACAAGCAUUCGACGUUAUUCUGAGGGAUUACGAGAAAUGCAUUGGUUAUGCGUUACUCAUGAAGGCUGAUUACGACCCUAAAAGGAAAGUGCAGCGUAUGAAACCGGUACAAGUGCCCAACGAGCACGCUGGCAAGUACGAGGAGCAGUUCAUUUUCUACCUGCAGCAUAUCGAAGACAAUGGGAUAGAAACGGAAGACUGUAAAGGGUUGCCCGAUCCUAACGAGACGCCUUUGAAGGACUUAAUAGAAGCGAACUCUCCAUUUAUCUCGGAGAUGCUGCAGAGCAUCGGUGCAUCGUCACCGGUGACGAACACAGCCAUCGUGCUGGGGUCUAGUGACGAAGGCAACGGAGCGAAGGGUGACAACACGUUAGAGUGUAUUUCAUUAGAAAAUAUGGACGCUGAAACUGUAGAAGAAAGUAUCGAGGUCAUCGAAGUGUCAGAAAUACAAGAGGAAAGUGCUACGUCUAAUGAUUCCGAUGCGAUGGCUGUGACAGAGUCUGAAGAUAAAUCCGAGAAAAGUCCCAGCGAUGAUAUUCAAGUGCUGGAGAGUGAGACAGCGAAGGUGGCGGAUGUCUCUUCUGAGAACAUUGAUAAGACAAAGGACGAAGAAACUAUACUUGCAGUGCGUACACUUAUCGACUCAGCUAAUGGUGAUAAACAAGUGGAGCAAAAAGACAAUGUGUGUACGGAGGAGGAUUACAGCGAAAAUGAUUAGAUGGUCAGGUGUGUAUAUCAUUAAGAUUCUCAAUUGUUGUCUGAUACGCUUUGUUGCAGCAGAUACUCAUGUCACAACGCACUUUCCCGCCUGAACGGUGCAAGUUAUCGAAAAAUCGUUCGGACAAAAGUUGUUUGGGACGUUACGGCAAACAACAUUUGUGGAAAACAUUUUUCGAUGACGUUCACCGUCCAGCUGGAAAAUUGCGUUCACACCGAGCAUAACGGCUGCGAUUACCGCGUGUCGGAGGCGGCCAUCUUGAAUUGUGUUCCCAACUCGAAAAAAUUAUCCGUCGGAUAUUUUUCUUUCGUGGCUCACCACUUGUACUUUAUUUCCCGAUAUUUCCUCGAUAUAUGCAAGACUUGACGUUAAUUUCGGUAAUUCGCAGUUGUAUGUACAGAGCAUCGAGACGACUUUUGAAAUGUUUUGCGCCGCACCGCACCUCGCUUCUGUUAAAAGGACGCGAUAGGCUGUAAAUAAAUGUAGGACCGCUCUUGGCUUGAUAAAUACGUGUCAACGAGAGUCGCAUACUCAACGGAGGAGAAAAAAAAAACAAUUGUACACGACUCUGUCAAAAUUAAAAAUAAGAAACUUUCGCGAUGAGUCGCCGUGUCCUUUGCGCCUCGCCGAGUCGUCUCUAAGGUGUCAUUCUCGACCGUGAAUAUUUGUAGAAAUUUAAUGAUAAUUGAUAUAUAUGUACACACACAUAUAUAUAUAUACAGUAUAUAUAUAAUAAGAUACGAAAAAAUAUGACGUUGUACUACCUAUACGAGCGUGUAGGUAAGAGGUGCAAGAAGUUUUCGUACGCGUCUCGUGUCCUCGUGGCGAGGGAACUUUGUAAUUACGCCAAAUCUAUUAAUUUUCUUUUCGCGCGACGCAUUCGCGCAUAUACAAAUAGAAGACCCUUUUCUAUUGGUAACACGUCUCUCUGGGAGUCCCCGGUUCUUUACUUAGUCGUAAAUAACGAAUAAUUAAUGAUCUGCCGUAACAAUAAAUUCACGAAGACGAAAGCCGUACUAUUGACAGGCAGAACCCAAAUUUCCGACGAAAAGCGUUCCACUUGUUCAUCAAAGAUUCGUUUUAAAAGAGAUAUGCUUCGAAACCACCCCGAGCCUAUCCAGUCAGUAAAUCCUACGUCAAAUCCCUAAAUUCUCCAUAUUAUCCACAUACGCACAGAGCUUAGUAAAAAAAAAAAAAACAUCUAAAAAUGUUUACCUCGACGAAAAGUGGUCCAUUCGUUAAUUGAAAAAUCAUUUUAAAAGAAAUAUGCUUUGAAGCUA
This is a messenger RNA of Orussus abietinus, 4603 nucleotides long. RefSeq lists its product as uncharacterized. Lineage: Eukaryota; Metazoa; Arthropoda; Insecta; Hymenoptera; Orussidae. The transcript has 5 exons. The coding region runs from base 438 to 3323 and encodes 961 amino acids. The record is from RefSeq and is a predicted model, not a curated record.